GAUUGAGCGGUCCGUGACGUCAUCCCACGACCGAAGACUGACCUGCGGAAGGGAAAACAAAUCGCUCCGGAGUCGUGUUGUUGAUUUUGUAUGUGUGCGUAUACGGAGCUCGAAGCAAGGAAAAGUACUAUCCUUUCUGUACUCUGUUUAGAUCUAUUAUUGCAGUGGAGAUCUGCGCAGUAAGCGGCCAUGGAGGCGCAGAGAGGCAGAGAGGACGUCAAGUUGCCCCCCGUGCUGCACAUCGUCGUGGUUGGGUUUCAUCACAAGAAGGGUUGUCAGGUGGAGUUCUCCUACCCCCCCCUGCUGCCGGAUGAGAGCCACGACAGUGGGGGCCUCCCUGAGCAGUGGAGGUACCUGCCGUUCCUCGCCCUGCCAGACGGGGCGCACAACUACCAGGAAGACACGGUGUACUUCCACCUGCCCCCGCUGAGCGCCGAGAUGAAGUGUGUGUACGGAGUGUCCUGCUACCGGCAGAUAGAGGCUAAGGCUCUGAAGGUCCGACUGGCAGACGUUACCAGGGAGACGGUGCAGAAAAGUGUGUGUGUCCUCAGUAGAGUGCCUCUCUACGGCCUUCUACAGGCCAAGCUUCAGCUCAUCACUCACGCCUACUUUGAGGAGAAAGACUUCUCACAGAUCGAUAUUUUAAAGGAACUGUACGAACACAUGAACGGCUCGCUGCGGGGGUCCACUCUGGAGGGGUCACAGGUGUAUUUAGGGUUAUCGCCGAGAGAUUUAAUACUUCAUUUUAGACACAAGGUUCUCAUCCUCUUCAAACUGAUCCUGCUCGAGAAGAAGGUCCUGUUCUACGUCUCGCCUGUCAACAGACUCGUGGGGGCACUGAUGACUGUGUUGUCGCUGUUCCCAGGGAUGAUCGAGCACGGCCUGGCGGACUCCUCCCACUACCGGCCCAAGAGCAGCCUGUCCGAGGAGCCGGGCGGCGGGGGGGCGGAGCCCGCCGCCGCCGUGACCACGCCCUCCAUCGAGGAGUUCGUCUCCGUCUCCGCCACGGACAUCGCCGAGCUGGUGGGGGAGGAGCCGCCCCCCCCCACGGGGGAGGGGGAGGGGGGGGACAGCCACCUCCUCAAGCCCCCCUCGCGGCCGUCCCCUGACUCGUCGGAGAGCGACUGGGAGACCCUGGACCCCAGCGUGCUGGAGGAGGCGGCGGCGGCGGCGGCGGCGGGCGGCGAGAAGGGGGCGGAGCAUCCGGAGACCUUUGACCCCGAGCCGGGCAUCCCCAUCACGUCGCAGCCCCAGGCGGUGUGGGGGCAGGGCGGGGUCGUCCAGGGGCUGGUGUCCGGGCUGGAGGAGGAUCGCUACGGGCUGCCCCUCCCCGUCUUCACCAAGGGUUACCUGUGUCUGCCCUACAUGGCCUUGCAGCAGCACCACCUCCUGUCCGACGUGACGGUGCGCGGCUUCGUUGCCGGGGCGACCAACAUCCUGUUCCGCCAGCAGAGGCACCUGAGCGACGCCAUCGUCGACGUGGAGGAGGCCCGCAUCCAGAUCCAGGACCCGGAGCUGCGCCGUCUGCUGGCGCUGACCACGGCCGACCUGCGCUUCGCCGACUACCUGCUGAAGCACGUGACGGAGAACCGCGAGGACGUGUUCCUGGACGGGACGGGCUGGGAGGGCGGGGACGAGUGGAUCCGGGCGCAGUUCACCCUCUACCUCCACACGCUGCUGUCCUCCACCCUGCACCAAGGUAGGGCCCGCCUCCAGCUCCACCCCCUAGUGUCCUCCACCCUCCACCUCCACACACUGCUGUCCUCCACCCUGCACCAAGACAGCGAGAGGCUUCUGGCGGACUACGGCGCCCCCUUCACCGCGGCAUGGAAGAUCACGCACAACUACCGCGUGUGGCAGAGCAACCGACACCAGGCCAUGACGGAGAUCACGCCAGGUCACCCCUUCCAGGGACAGUACAGUGUUGCAGAUGUGAAGCUCAGACUGUCUCAUUCGGUCCAGAACAGCGAGCGGGGGAAGAAGAUCGGGAACGCCAUGAUGAGCACCAGCCGGAACGUGGUGCAGACGGGCAAGGCCGUCGGUCAGUCGGUGGGCGGCGCUCUGACCAGCGCCAAGUCGGCGAUGUCCUCCUGGUUCUCCACCCUGGCCACCCCGCCCGUUGCCGUGGUGAUGCCGUCCCCGAGGAAGGGCACCACCAGGAGGAGCAGUGAGACCGUCCCUCCUCCUCCCCUCUCUCCUCCUCCUCCUCCUUCCUCCUUCCUCCUCCUGCUGCUGUGAGCCCGCUCUGCCCAGCGGGGGGGCGGCGAUGUCCGGGCCUCUACAGGACACUCUAACCCUAACCCGGCUCUGUGAAGGACACGACCUAUAGAAGGACUGCUGGCUGAAACCCCGUACAGGGGAACCCCCAGACACACACCUACACCUACACACACAGACCUACACACACAGUGCUCUGAUGAGUAAGGGGGGGUGACAGCAGACGUCGAUGCUGUAGGCUUCUGACCUGAUGGUCACUGAUCCUCGUCUCUGACGCCCGUCCAAGUCCUGUAAACGCGAUCCGAAGCUCGUCGCUAUGAGCAGCGUGUUUGGUCAAUGCUUACAUCUCCGUCAGGUCGGGUUCGAUUCUGUUUGGGCCGGAGCUCCCUGCAGUUGAAGGGCACGUCGCUAGGGGUCCUGUGGUUAAACGCGAGCUGGUCGUCUCCUUCCUCUGUUGUCGUCUGAUUUCAAACCUCGUCAACGGUAAACUGUCCUUCUGCCUCUUUCUCGGGAGAGGGGGGGUUCUUGAGAUGACUCGACUUGUCUACUAAACAGAUUUUGUGACGGGUUCGGCGGGGUCUACUGUCGGGGUCUCGAGACCAACAAAGGGAAAAGCUGUCACCACUAACCGGCGAGUUUGACGGCGUUGCGGCCUGCAUUCCGGGAACAAGAUAUUCCCUUUGUGUAUUUUUUGCGUUCUUAUUUUUGUUCUUUUCUCCCCGAUCAAUUAUGAAAGCACCCGACCAGAUAACGACCGGCCGUUAGUCCCUGCACAUGUUUCUUUCAGAUCAAGAACACAUCCCCCCCCCCCCCCCCCCCCCCUUAUCUCCUGAGAUGCACCUCCUUCAAUUUCGUAUCCAAGGUGAUUCAAACCCCCCCCCCCGCAUCCCAAUGCUACUUGCAUUAGCUGGUAGUGAAUAUUUAAAUCGAUAUACAUGCAUCAUUUAUUGUAACGCGAAGGGGUACUGAGUGGAAGGCUAAGGGGUAGAAGUGACGGGGAACGGGGGUUAAGACGUAUUUAUUUGUCGGUCAUCAUGCUGGCUGUCCCCCUCCGACGUGGUCGACGCUGGAACUGUCCGUUGACCUCAUGGUGCUCCUGCCAGUGUUGCCAGAUUGGGCCCGAUUUACCUCCCAAUCUGGCAACCCUGGCUGCAGUUUACUGCAGGGGUUGCCAGAUUGGGCGGGAAUACUGAUUGGCAUAAAUUCGGCAACACUGCAUCCAGCUCUAUGGUCUUUGGUUUGAGGGAUUAUUUUGGGGUCGUUCUCUUUUCUGAAGAGUUGCAUGCUGCCCUGUCCGUUUAGUUUUUUUACGGUUGAAUUGAGUGCUCGUUUUCAGUUGGUUUCGUCGUCAACCGAUUUCUUUUCUGAUUUACUUUUAUACUUUUGUUUUUACCCAUGUGUUCAACAUCUGACGAUGGUCUUCCCUAAUGAGAAAAACGAGUUGAUCUAUUUACGUUUUUUAUUAAUGUUCUGCAGAUAUAUUUCUAAAUGUGUAUUUAAAAAAAUGAAUGUAUUGUAAAAUUGUGACAUAUUCACAGAAUAUUUUCGUGACUGACCCUUUUAAAGUAUUUGGGAACUAUGCGAUAUACACUAUAUUGUUGCAUUAAAAAAAAAAAUUAAACCAGA
Molecule: messenger RNA, 3843 nt
Organism: Gadus macrocephalus (Pacific cod)
Lineage: Eukaryota; Metazoa; Chordata; Actinopteri; Gadiformes; Gadidae
Gene: avl9
Product: AVL9 homolog (S. cerevisiase)
Exons: 16
Coding region: 190-2238 (682 amino acids)
Cellular component (GO): cytoplasm
Source: RefSeq, a predicted model, not a curated record